Molecule: messenger RNA, 1168 nt
Organism: Arabidopsis arenosa
Lineage: Eukaryota; Viridiplantae; Streptophyta; Magnoliopsida; Brassicales; Brassicaceae
Source: the annotation of a GenBank genome assembly
GCCGGCGACGAUUCUCUACUGAAUAUACCAGUAAAUCAUCUCUUCUUAAAUCUCUCCGGCAAUGGCAAUUCCGUUGCCUCUCACCUCUUGCUCGCCAAUCUCAACUUCUUCGUCUAUUUCUCGAACCUCCUUCGUCUCUCUCACACCUCGCAAUCGUACUUUCUUCUCCAACCAGAAUUGUAGGCGUGUACUUAUCAGCUGCUCUUCUUCUUUGUCCUCCGACAAUGGUUCAUCUCCAGAUUCCAUGAACGGAAACGGGAACGGGAGUAGCUUAAACGGGCAGUCAUCUUUUCCACGGAUGCCUUCCUUUGAUGGAACAUCCAAACCACCGCUUAAAUGGAGAAGGGUUUUACUCAAAGUCAGUGGAGAAGCUCUUGCUGGAGACGAGGAACAAAAUAUUGAUCCAAAGGUUACUAUGGCGAUUGCAAGGGAAGUUGCAGCAGUGACUCGACUUGGCAUUGAGGUUGCUAUUGUUGUUGGAGGAGGAAAUAUCUUUCGUGGAUCUACCUGGGCUGGGUGCAGUGGCCUUGAUCGCUCCUCUGCUGAUUAUAUCGGGAUGCUGGCAACUGUGAUGAAUGCAAUAUUUCUUCAGGCGACAAUGGAGAGUAUCGGCAUCCCAACCCGUGUUCAAACCGCUUUCCGCAUGUCGGAAGUAGCAGAGCCUUACAUAAGAAGACGAGCAAUUAGACAUCUAGAAAAAGGAAGGGUUGUUAUAUUUGCAGCUGGAACAGGCAAUCCAUUUUUCACCACCGAUACUGCAGCAGCUCUUCGAUGUGCUGAAAUUAAUGCAGAAGUAGUGCUGAAAGCAACAAAUGUUGAUGGAGUGUUUGAUGAUGAUCCUAAAAGAAACCCUAACGCUCGUCUUCUCGACUCACUAACUUACCAAGAAGUAACCUCAAAGGACCUCUCUGUAAUGGAUAUGACUGCUAUCACUUUGUGUCAAGAAAAUAACAUCCCAGUUGUGGUAUUCAAUCUAUCGGAACCUGGAAACAUCGCAAAAGCAAUCAAAGGAGAGAGAGUCGGUACAUUGAUAGGAGGAACUUGGAACUCUAUUGUUACAACUACUACAUGAAGCAUCUUCUCAAAACACAAACUUAUUAGAGUAUCUUAGGUCAGGAGAAUCUUGUAACUCCUGUAUAUAUAGUUUGCAGACAAGUUUUACUUUCUA